AUCGUCAUCCUCGAGCCAUAUCAUCUUACACAAGCAAGUUUAGAGAUUUCAUACAAACACAAUCAAGCACUUAACAGAGAUUCUUUCCUUUUAUCUCACAAGAUUCAUUUCUCGGAUUCUCCGUUCUAACCCUACCGGUUUUCUCUAUAUAAACCUCUCUUUGCUUCUCCUACUCUCCAUCGCUUCCAAACCCGAAAACCUCUUCUAUACUGAUCAUCAUACUCACUCUCAGCAAUCAUGGCCCCAAAUUUGAGCAAUGGCUUUGCCGUCGUUAACGUCGACAAUGGCGCAAACCCAAGUCCAUUUAGCCUUCAAGGUUCCAACUUGACGGCCAACGGCCACGUCAUCCUCUCCGACGUCCCCCAAAACAUAACACUCCACCCAUCACCCCACACCAUCAACAAGUCCACCACCCCCGGCUCUUUUGUUGGCUUCGACGCCCCCGAGGCCAGCAGCCGCCACGUGGUGCCCGUCGGUCAGCUGAAGGACAUCCGGUUCAUGAGCAUCUUCCGGUUCAAGGUCUGGUGGACCACUCACUGGGUGGGAUCCAACGGCCGUGACCUCGAGCAGGAGACCCAGAUCGUCAUCCUUGAAAACUCCGACGCCGGCAGGCCCUACGUCGUCAUCCUCCCGCUCCUUGAAGGCGGCUUCCGCGCUUCCAUCCAGCCAGGCUCCGAGGACUACCUCGACGUCUGUGUAGAGAGCGGUUCAACGCAGGUCAACGAAAAGGGAUUCUCCGGCGUGCUUUAUCUUCACGCCGGAGAAGAUCCCUUCACGCUGGUGAAGGACGCAGUCAAGGUCGCCAAGGCGCACUUGGGAACGUUCAACCUGUUGGAGGAGAAGACGCCACCUGGCAUCGUCGACAAGUUCGGUUGGUGCACAUGGGAUGCUUUUUACCUCACUGUGCACCCUCGCGGCGUCAUUGAUGGCGUGAGGAAGCUAGUGGAGGGUGGGUGCCCUCCAGGGCUUGUGUUGCUGGACGACGGGUGGCAGUCCAUAGGCCACGACUCUGAUCCCAUCACCAAAGAAGGGAUGGGCCAGACCGCCGCCGGUGAGCAAAUGCCGUGCAGGCUGCUCAAGUUCCAAGAGAACUACAAGUUCAUAGACUAUGUCAGCUCCAAGGACCCUAGUAGCCAAGGCAUGGGUGCGUUUGUGAAGGACUUGAAGGACGAGUUCAAGAGCGUUGACUACGUGUACGUGUGGCACGCUCUGUGUGGGUACUGGGGUGGGAUCCGGCCCAAUGUUCCUGGCCUGCCGGAGGCGGUGGUUGUUAAUCCGGAACUGUCACCGGGGUUGAAGAACACGAUGGAAGAUCUGGCCGUGGAUAAGAUAGUCAACACUGGGAUUGGGCUGGUCCCACCGGAAAUGGUUAACCAGAUGUAUGAAGGGCUCCACUCUCACCUGAAGUCCGUCGGGAUCGACGGCGUCAAGGUCGACGUUAUCCAUUUGUUGGAAAUGUUGUGUGAGAACUAUGGUGGCCGUGUGAACCUGGCUAAGGCAUAUUACGAUGCCCUAACAGCUUCAGUGAGGAAGCACUUCGACGGCAAUGGUGUCAUUGCUAGCAUGGAGCACUGUAACGACUUCAUGUUCCUUGGAACCGAAGCCAUCACUCUCGGCCGUGUCGGUGACGAUUUCUGGUGCACUGACCCCUCUGGUGAUCCCAACGGCACCUUUUGGUUGCAAGGGUGUCACAUGGUUCAUUGUGCUUACAAUAGCUUAUGGAUGGGUAACUUCAUACAGCCGGAUUGGGACAUGUUCCAGUCCACUCAUCCCUGUGCCGCUUUCCAUGCUGCCUCUAGGGCAAUCUCCGGCGGUCCUAUUUAUGUGAGUGACACUGUGGGGAAGCACAACUUUGACUUGCUCAAAACCCUAGUGGUGCCUGACGGCUCUAUCCUUCGCUGCGAGUACUAUGCUCUCCCUACCCGCGAUUGUCUUUUUGAGGAUCCUCUCCAUGAUGGCCGCACCAUGCUCAAAAUUUGGAACCUCAACAAGUUCAAUGGAGUUCUUGGAGCCUUUAACUGCCAAGGAGGAGGCUGGAGCCCAGAGACUAGGCGAAACCAAUGUUUUUCUAAAUUUGUGGGAAAGGUGACCUCCAAGGCCAACCCUAAAGACAUUGAGUGGAACAGUGGCAAGAGUCCAAUUUCCAUUGAAGGAGUGCAAGUGUUUGCAUUGUACUAUCACCAGGCCAAGAAGCUAGUCCUGUCUAAGCCAACCGAGGAUAUGGAGUUGUCACUGGAGCCCUUCAACUUUGAGCUAAUUGUCGUUUCUCCUGUGACUACUUUGCCUAUCAAGUCUGUCCAAUUUGCCCCUAUUGGCUUAGUGAACAUGCUCAACACCGGCGGUGCUGUCAAGUCGUUGGUUUACAGUGAGGAGGGAGACUCUGUUCAAAUUGGGGUGAAGGGCACCGGAGAGAUGAGGGUGUUUGCGUCUGAGAAGCCACUGGGUUGCAAGAUUGAUGGAAGCUGUGUCGCUUUUGAGUAUGAAGAGAACAUGGUUAGAGUUCAUGUGCCAUGGACUGGUACAUCCACCUUGUCUAUUGUGGAGUACAUAUUCUAGAUCUAGGUCACUUAGUUAUUUCUUUAGCCGCAAGUGACAAACUAGCUAUAUUUAAGGCGUACUAUUUCCCAAUUUUCUUUUUGCUCCCUUUAUUAAUACUAUGGGAGAAUUAACUAUGUUUCAUUAUGAUUUCAAGUAAUACAAAUUAUCAAA
Molecule: messenger RNA, 2709 nt
Organism: Rosa chinensis
Lineage: Eukaryota; Viridiplantae; Streptophyta; Magnoliopsida; Rosales; Rosaceae
Product: probable galactinol--sucrose galactosyltransferase 5
Exons: 4
Coding region: 238-2556 (772 amino acids)
Molecular function (GO): galactinol-sucrose galactosyltransferase activity
Source: RefSeq, a predicted model, not a curated record